CCCCAGUCCACGGCCAUGUACCUGAACCACACGUCCUCGUUCUACUGCGGAGUCAACACCUACCUGCAGCUAUGUGCUUCAUCCAAGGUCAUCCUCUUGGUCCCCGGCUUCGGUCUCAACAUCUUUAUCCUGGCCUCGCUCAUCUCCUGCCUGCUCAGCCGACGCAGGAAGAUACGGAACAACGUGGCCGUCUUCAUCCUAGGCAGCACCACCUGCAACCUGGUCAACCUCAGGUGAGUUUCCCCCUUGCUCUGUGAAGAACGUUAGCUGCGUUUACACAGACAGCCCAAUUAUGGGCAAAAUAUCUGAUCUGAUUGAUCAAAACACCAAUUAGAGGCAAAAAAAAGAUCAGAAUUGGGCUGCCUGUGUGAAUGCAGCCUUUAAGCUACUGGAAAAGCGCUAUAUAAACCCAAUCAAUUAUUACUAUUUUUUAUUUGUUAGCCUUUGGCCCCUGAUUAUCCACUGGAGGACCCAUGGACGUUGGGCUCUGGGCGAGGGGCUCUGUGAGGUCAUGGUCAGCGCCAAGCAACUGACUUCCUCAGGUAUGCCUUAGAUGUAAUGUGUGUUAUAAUUUUUUGGGAAAUGUAUAACCACUUUGUACCUUUUUUAAGGAAUUAAUCCUCACUUUCACUUAAGUCACAUUUUCAUUUAGUCAUGCGUUAAUGUCAAUGAGAGAUAAAGUAAAAAUGUUACUGGAAGUUAGGAUAUGCCCCUUAAUAUUAUUAUUAUAAUAAUAAUAAUUAUUAUUAUUAUUAUUAUUAUUAUUAUUAUUAUUAUUAUUAUUAUUAUUAUUAUUAUUAUUAUUUCUGUUGCUGUAGAAUGCCAAUGAUUCUAUAUUUUGUUCUGUCUGUAUUUUGUCAUUUUUUGCAAUAAUUGAAUAAAAACGUCUCCUCUUCAGCUUCCUACCACUACGUCUCCUUCAUCUCCUUCUCAAUCUACCUGACGGUGGUGUGUGACUGUGGUCGUCUGGUGAACAGUAGGGCGUUCCUGGCUCUGGAGCUGCUCUUCCCCCUCCUCCCUGUGGGGUUGAAGGAGCUGACCCAGUGGGUGCUGGGGAGCAGGGUGGAACACCUGGACCCAGUCAACCACACAUGCUUCUCCUAUAUCAAUGAUAGAGUCAUAAGGGUUCUCAUGCUUGUCAAGGUAUUUAUCAGUGUUGUUGUAUUUGUGGUAUUUAUUGACGCUACCUGAUGCUAUGUUGUUGGUCUGGCAUGUGUAUUGCACCUUUUUAUGGCUCCUGUUACAUUAUCUGUAUAUCUCUGCUGGAGUGUGUGGAAGGGUCCCCUCAGGAUGAAGAUAGAUCGAUCUAUCGACGACUAGUCGAGCGUACGAGCGACGAGCGAGCAGCAGCGAGCGACGAGCGACGAUGCGAGUCGAUCGAGCGAGCGAGCAGCGAGCAGCGAGCGAGCGAGCGAGCGAUCGGAGCGACGAGAGCGGUAGCGUACAUGCGAGCAUCGAUCGAGCGAGCGAGCAUCAGCAUGCGAUAGAUCUAUCAUCAUCGAUCGAUCUGAGUACUGAUCGAUCUAUGCGAUCAUCUACUAGCGAUCUACUAGCUAUCUGAGCAUCUAUACAUGUAGCAUCAGCGAUCUAUCUAGUCUAUCAUCUAUCUAUCUAUCUAUCUAUCUAUCUAUCUAUCCAAGAUCGCAGUGUUCCUGCCGUUGAACCUCUAUUUCUAUGCUCAUGUGCUUCAUACGAUCUUCAGGAGCGCCACGGUGAUGCACCGGAGCCAGACGGUCAAUAAGAAACUGGCCAAGGUGUUUAGUGUCAUAUGUCUGAUUACAUUACUGGCACAUCUUCCUGGUGAGUGACUAAUAACGAACUAGUCUCUUGUCUUCUCCUUGACCGAGACAAGUUUUUUUUGUGUGGAGAUUUUAUCAUGUGCAUUAUGUGCUGCAUUGUAUUGUUAGUACUAUCACUGGCCAUAUUGUCUGGUAUUGGUUAGUACUAUCACUGGCCAUAUUGUUUGGUAUUGGUUAGUACUAUCACUGGCCAUAUUGUCUGGUAUUGGUUAGUACUAUCACUGGCCAUAUUGUCUGGUAUUGGUUAGUACUAUCACUGGCCAUAUUGUCUGGUAUUGGUUAGUACUAUCACUGCAUUGGACAUAUUUUCUUGUUGAAUACCUUUUUUAGCAGAUACUGAUAUAAAACUUUAUAUUACAUUCUGAGCAUAGCACAAACUUCAAAACGGUGGUCUCUUUGUCUCAUCUACGCAGAAAAGAAGCGAGAGAGAGAGAGAGAGAGAGAGGAGAGAGAGAGAGAGAGAGAGAGAGAGGAGAGGAGGAGAGAGAGAGAGAGAGGAGCGAGAGAGAGAGAGAGCGAGAGAGAGAGGAGGAGAGGAAGAAGUAGAGCGAGAGAGAGAGCAUCUAGUAGCCGAGCUUCUCGAUCUCUAUACUCUCUCUCUCUGCUCUCUCUCUCUCGCUCUAUCUCUCUACCCCUUCUCUACUUCCUCCUAUCCUCUCUCCCUCUGUAGGUGGGAUAUUCACUCUGAUGGAGGAACACACAGUGUGCCAGGAGAUGGUGAAAGAGUUUCUACUGGACCUUCCUCUCCUCUCCAGCCCCAUCAUACUGCUGUGUAUGAAUAAAGAGCUGCAGACCCACUGUGUAACACUGCUGAAGUGUAAACCUGAGUGCUACGGUAGGAAAGACGAGACAUGGCGUAAGACUGAUGAGCAACAAAAGAGUCUGACCGUUGGAGAAACCGUGGUAACCAGUGAGUCUUGUCUGUGAAGAAUUGGUAUAGUUUUUAUCCAAAUCUACUUCAUGAAAAAAGAAUAUGAAGGAAAAUAGUAGAAAACGAGUAGAUUCCUAUAAUGAAUAAAUCCAUGUGUUUUAUUCACUGUUCUAAAAGUGUAAAGUUUGUAGAAUGUUUGUAGAUUAUAUUUGUUACAUUGUAACAUAUAAUUGGUUAAUAUUCCAUUACAAAUGGUGCAACUAUACAAAAGACAACCUCUGAGUGAUGAGAGAGUGCCUGCCUCUGCAACUGGUUAUCUUUCAGUGGUCAGUCCACAGAAAACCUUAUGGAGGAUCAUGUUCAUGUGUAUUUGAUUGAUCCGGAUGAAGCAACAAUAUUCCUGUUAGAUUGUGUCACUGGUUUUAUUGCAUGGCCUUUUUAAAAUGUACUUCAGAAGGGGCUAUGAGAGAAAUUAUUAUAAAUACAGAUUAUUAUGCUAUUCUACCAUUAAGCAGCAAUAAUGGUCUGUUUUGGAGGCUGACAGCAGUGGUGGAAAAAGUACCCAAUUGUCAUACUUGAGUAAAAGUAAAGAUACCUUAAUAGAAAAUGACUUAAGUAUAAGUGAAAGUCACCCAGUAAAAUACUACUUGAGUAAAAGUCUAAAAGUAUUUGGUUUUAAAUCGACUUACUUAUCAAAAGUAAAAGUAAAAAUAUGAAUAAUUUAAAAGUACUUAUAUUAAGCAAACCAAACAGCACAAAUGUAUAGUAUUUUAUUUUAUUUGGGGGGGAAUUGCCAGGGGUACACUCCAACACUUAGACAUAAUUUACAAUUGAAGCAUUUGUGUUAAGUCAGUCCGCCAGAUCAGAGGCAGUAGGGUUGACCUGGGAUGUUCUCUUGAUAAGUGGACCAUUUUCCUGUCCUGCUAAGCAUUCAAAAUGUAACGAGUACUUUUGGGUGUCAGGGAAAAUGUAUGGAGUAAAAAGUACAUUAUUUUCUUUAGGAAUGUAGUGAAGUAAAAGUAAAAGUUGUCAGAAACCACAAAAAAACGACUUAAGUACUUUAAAGUAUUUUUAACAAAACCACUGCUGGCUAGUAUUGCUUAGCCAGUUAGAAAUAUGAAGUUAGACGCUACCUCAGCAGGAGCAAAAAAUAUGCAAAGUUCUCAUCGUAACUUAGCUUUACAGAGAGUUGGCUACUGAGACAAACAGUGAUGUGGCGCUCAAUGGUGAGGCUGAGGCAGGCUGCAACUUAUUUGACAUUUUAGUCAUUUUAGCAGACGCUCUUAUCCAGAGCGACUUACAGUUAGUGAGUGCAUUCAUUUUUUAUUUUUUUUAUUUUUUCAUAAUGGCCCCCCGUGGGAAUCGAAUUCACAACCCUGGCGUUGCAAGCGCCAUGCUCUACCAACUGAGCUACAUCCCUGCAUGAGGAAGCAGCGGAGACAGAGAGAGAGAGGAAGCAAGCAAGUAAAAUACCCUCAAAAAGAACUUAAUUGUACUUUAAAGUAUUUUUACUGAAGUACUUUACACCACUGCCAUUAAGCCUGUUUAUUAAUCAACAGCUAGCUGUUCAUUCUGAUUGUCCUUACACCUGAUCCAUAGACACUGAUCUAAGGUUGCCUAAUGGCGUAGGAUAGGAUUGGAGGAAGAUCAACUGAUCCUAGAUCUGUACCUAAAGACAGCUUAUUUUGCCCAAUUCUUCUGAUGCAUUAUUUAAUAUAUACACUAGAUGGUGGUGUCUACCUAAUAUUGAGACUUGCUCGCUGUCAAGCUAUGGGUAUAGUUGCACUGAGUGUAUCUGAAACAUUAGGAACACAUUUUCCAAAUAUUGAGUUGCACCCUCUUAGGCCCUCAGAACAGCCUAAAUUCGUUGGGGCAUGGACUCUACAAGGUGUUGAAAGUAUUCCACAAGGAUGCUGGCCCAUGCUGACUCAAAUGCUUCCCACAGUUGUGUCAAAUUGGCUGGAUGUCCUUUGGGUGGUGGACCAUUCUUGAUACGCAUGGGAAACUGUUGAGCGUGGAAGAACCCAGCAGAGUUUCAGUACUUGACACACUCAAACCAGUGCGCCUGGCACCUACUACCAUACACCGUUCAAAGGCACUUAAAUCUUUUGUCUAUUCACCCUCUGAACGGCACACAUAAAUAAAUCCAUGUCUCAAUUGUCUCAAGGAUUGAAAAUCCUUCUUUAACCUGUCUCCUCCCCUUCAUCUACACUGAUUGAAGUGAUUUAGCAAGUGACAUCAAUAAGGGAUGAAAUCUUUCAACUGGAUACACCUUGUCAGUCUGUGUAAAUGUUGUGGACAUAGAAAACUGUGAAUUAAAUGAAUAAUUAUUUAUAAAUGAUUCUGAUAUGGAUUCAGUCUGAGGGACAUUGGUGAAGGAAAAUGUAUAUAAAUAUCUAUAUGCUUUCUCACUUGCAUUUCAUAAUACAAAUCACACACAAACAUAUGCACAGACGCACACACACACACUCCACACACACACUCCACACACACACUCCACACACACACACACACACACACACACACACACACACACACACACACACACACACACACACACAUAGCCAGGACCCUCCCCCCACACACACGCACCAUAGAUUCGUUAAUUUAUUUUUUUAAAAAAAUUCCUUCUGAGCUUGUCUCUCACAGGCGGCUGGUGGCACAUGAACUGGGGAGUGACGGGCUCAUAGUAAUAACUGGAAUGGAAUUAAUGGAAUGGUAUCGACACAUCAAACACACGGUUUCCAUGGUUUCCUUGUGUUUGAUACCAUUCCAUUUACUUAAUUCCAGCUAUUAUUAUGAGCCGUCCUCCCCUCACCAGCCUCCUGUGGUGUCUCCAAUAGGCCGAUCACCAGCCUGUGUGACCCUUGACCCUGUUCAUUUCCCAUGGGACCUCUCUAACACACAGCAUAUAGAACAUGGUAAUUACUGACAACUGUGUUGCUGCCUGCACAUUAUGUCGACUAGAUGAACUGCAAUUCCAAUGCUAUGAACGUACUAUAGCUGGGCCGAAGUUGGUUUACUGCAGUAGAUGAUUGGUGCAAUACAGCUAUGAGAGGGAGAGUGGCCGAAUCAUCUGAGGGACAGAAAGGGACAUGGGGGAUAGAUACUGUCUUGUCGUGUGUUUGAUGAAGUGUCUACUUGUGAGUGGUUUUUAUGCUAUUCAACACGCCAAAGAUGUUUAUACACUGAACACAAAUAUAAUAUUUAAAGUGUUGGUCCCAUGUUUCAUGAGCUGAAAUAAAAUACCCCAGAAAUAUUCCAUACACACAAAAAGCACAUUUCUCUCAAAUGUAUUUACAUCCGUGUUAGUGAGCAUUUCUACUCUCCCAAGAUAAUCCAUCCACCUGACAGGUGUGGCAUAUCAAGAAGCUGAAUAAACAGCAUGAUCAUUACACAGGUACACCUUGUGCUGGGGACAAUUAAAAGGCCACUCUAAAAUGUGCAGUUUUGUUACACAACACAAUGCCACAGAUGUCUCAAGUUUUGAGGGAGCGUGAAAUUGGCAUGCUGACUGCAGGAAUGUCCACCAGAGCUGUUGCCAGAUAAUUUAAUGUUAAUUUCUCUACCAUAAGCCACCUCAAACGUUGUUUUAGACCACGUGUAUGGCGUCCUGUCGGCGAGCGGUUUGCUGAUGUCAACGUUGUGAACAGACUGCCCCAUGGUGACGGUGGGGUUAUGGUAUGGGCAGGCAUAAGCUACGGACAACAAACACAAUUGCAUUUUAUCGAUGGUAUUUUGAAUGCACAAAAUUACCGUGACGAGAUCCUAAUGCCGGUUGUGAGGCUCAUUUAAGGUUUCUGUGACUAACCUAUCUGUAUUCCCAGUCAUGUGAAAUCGAUAGAUUACGGCCUAAUGAAUUUAUUUCAAUUGACUGAUUUAAAAUCAAAUCAAAUUAAAUUUUAUUUGCCACAUGCGCUGAAUACAGCAGGUGUAGACGUUACAGUUAAAUGCUUACUUACAAGCCCUUAACCAACAAUGCAAACAGUCCGGGUAGCCAUGAUUAGCUGUUCAGUAGUCUUAUGGCUUGGGGUUAGAAGCUGUUAAGAAGCCUUUUGGACCUAGACUUGGCGCUCCGGUACCGCUUGCCGUGCGGUAGCCGAGAGAACAGUCUAUGACUAGGGUGGCUGGAGUCUUUGACAAUUUUUAGGGCCUUCCUCUGACACCGCCUGGUAUAUAGGUCCUGGAUGGAAGGAAGCUUGGCCCCAGUGAUGUACUGGGCCAUACGCACUACCCUCUAUAGUGCCUUGCGGUCUGAGGCCGAGCAGUGGCCUACCAGGCAGUGGUGCAACCAGUCAGGAUGCUCUUGAUGGCGCAGCUGUAGAAUGUUUGAGGAUCUGAGGACCCACACCAAAUCUUUUCAGUCUCCUGAGGGAGAAUAGGCGUUGUCGUGCCCUCUUCACGACUGUCUUGGUGUGUUUGGACCAUGAUAGUUUGUUGGUGAUGUGGACACCAAGGAACUUGAAGCUCUCAACCUGUUCCACUACAGCCCGUCAAUGAGAAUGGGGGCGUGCUCAGUCCUCUUUUUUUUCUGUAGUCCACAAUCAUCUCCUUUGUCUUGAUCACGUUGAGGGAGAGGUUGUUAUCCUGGCACCACACAGCCAGGUCUCUGACCUCCUCCCUAUAGGCUGUCUCAUUGUUGUCGGUGAUCAGGCCUACCACUGUUGCGUCGUCGGCAAACUUAAUAAUGGUGUUGGAGUUGUGAAGCCCCUGCAGUCAUGGGUGAACAGGGAGUACAGGAGGGGAUUAAGAACGCACCCCUGAGGGGCCCCCGUGUUGAGGAUCAGCGUGGUGGAUGUAUUGCUACCUACCCUUAUCACCUGGGGGCGGCCCAUCAGGAAGUCCAGGAUCCAGUUGCAGAGGGAAGUGUUCAGUUCCAGGGUCCUUAGCUUAGUGAUGAGCUUUAAGGGCACUAUGGUGUUGAACGCUGAACUGAAGUCAGUGAAUAGCGUUCUCACGUAGUUGUUCCUCUUGUCCAGCUGGGAAAGGGCAGUGUGGAGUACAAUAGAGAUUGCAUCAUCUGUGGAUCUGUUGGGGAGGUAUGCAAAUUGGAGUGGGUCUAGGGUUUCUGGGAUAAUGGUGUUGAUGUGAGCCAUGACCAGCCUUUCAAAGCACUUCAUGGCUACAGACGUGAGUGCUACGGGUUGGUAGUCAUUUAGGCAGGUUAUCUUAGUGUUCUUGGGCACAAGGACUAUGGUGGUCUGCUUGAAACAUGUUGGUAUUACAGACUCAGUCAGGGACAUGUUGAAAAUGUCAGUGAAGACACUUGCCAGUUGGUCAGCGCAUGCUCUGAGUAUGCGUCCUGGUAAUGCGUCUGACCCUGCGGCCUUGUGAAUGUUGAUCUGCUUAAAAGUCUUACUCAAAUCGGCUACGGAGAGCGUGAUCACAUAGUCAUCCGGAACAGCUGAUGCUCUCAUGCAUGCUUCAGUGUUGCUUGCCUCGAAGCGAGCAUAGAAGUGAUUAUGCUCGUCUGGUAGGUUCGUGUCACUGGGCAGCUCGCGGCUGUGCUUCCCUUUGUAGUCUGUAAUAGUUUGCAAGCCCUGCCACAUCCGACAAGCAUCGGAGCUGGUGUAGUACGAUUCAAUCUUAGUCCUGUAUUGACUUUUUGCCUGUUUGAUGGUUCGUCGGAGGGCACAGCGGGAUUUCUUAUAAGUGUCCGGGUUAGAGUCCCGCUCCUUGAAAGCGGCAGCUCUACCCUUUACCUCAGUGUGGAUGUUGCCUUUAAUCCAUGGCUUCUGGUUGGGGUGCGGUCACUGUGGAGACGACGUCAUCGAUGCACUUAUUGAUGAAGCCAGUGACUGAUGUGGUGUACUUCUCAAUGCCAUUGGAAGAAUCCCGGAACAUAUUCCAGUCUGUGCUAGCAAAACAGUCCUGUAGCAUUACAUUUUACAUGUGAGUCAUUUAGCAGACACUCUUAUCCUGAGCGACUUACAGUUAGUGAGUGCAUACAUUUUCAUACUGGCCCCCCGUGGGAAUCGAACCCACAACAUCUGCUUAUUCUGACCACUUCCUUAUUACCGAGUCACUGGUGCUUCCUGCUUUAGUUUUUGCUUAUAAGCAGGAAUCAGGAGGAUAGAGUUAUGGUCAGAUUUUCCAAAUGGAGGGUGAGGAAGAGCUUUGUACGCGUCUCUGUGUGUGGAGUAAAGGUGGUCUAGAGUUUUUUUCCCCUCUGGUUGCACAUUUAACAUGCUGGUAGAUAUGAGGUAGAACGGAUUUAAGUUUCCCUGCAUUAAAGUCUCCGGCCACUAGGAGCGCUGCCUCUGGAUGAGCAUUUUCCUAUUUGCUUAUGGCCUUAUACAACUCAUUGAGUGCAAUCUUAGUGCCAGUAUCGGUUUGUGGUGGUAAAUAGACAGCUACAAAAAAUAAAGAUUAAAACUUGGUAAAUAGUGUGGCCUACAGCUUACCAUGAACUGUAACUCUUUAAAAUCUUUUAAAUUGUUGCAUGUUGCGUUUAUAUUUUUGUUCAGUAUAGAAGGCUAGAUCCAAGAGAGGAUACCAAUGCAAGGGCAGCAGAUACGUGGGUACACUGCAUUAGCUGCCCGGCUGGUCUCUUCUCAUUCUCUAGCCUCCUCCCUGUACUGAUCUAAGUGUUAGCGAACUUCCUUAUUAAUUAGUGUAAUAAUAUCUCACUUUUCUGCUGGCUAUUUGCUAAGGGAAAAUGACAUUUCCUGAGAAAUACACUACAUGACCAAAAGUAUAUGGACACCUGCUCGUCGAACAUCUCAUUCCAAAAUAAUGGCCAUUAAUAUGGAGUUGGUCCCCCCCCCCCCCCCCUUUGCUGCUAUAACAGCCUCCACUCUUCUGGGAAGGCUUUCCACUAGAUGUUGGAACAUUGCUGCGGGGACUUGCUUCCAUUCAGCCACAAGUGCAUUAGUGAAGUCGGGCACUGAUGUUGGACGAUUAGGCCUGGCUUGCAGUCGGCAUUCCAAUUCAUCCCAAAGAUGUUAGAUGGGCUUGAGGUCAGGGCUCUGUGCAGGCCAGCCAAGUUCUUCCACACUGAUCUCGACAAACCAUUUCUGUAUGGACCUCACUUUGUGAACGGGGGCAUUGUCAUGCUGAAACAGGAAAGGGCCUUCCCCAAACUGCUGCCACAAAGUUGGAAGCACAGAAUUGUCUAGAAUGUCAUUGUAUGCUGUAGUGUUAAGAUUUCCCUUCACUGGAACUAAGGGUCCCGUGUAGCUCAGUUGGUAGAGCAUGGCGUUUGCAAUGCCAGGGUUGUGGGGUCGAUUCCCACGGAGGGUCAGUAUGAAAAUGUAUGCACUCACUAACUGUAAGUUGCUCUGGAUAAGAGUGUCUGCUAAAUGACUAAAAUGUAAAAUGUAAGGGGCCUGAUCCAUGAAACACAUCCCCAGACCAUUAUUCCUCCUCCACCAGAUUUUACAGUUGGCACUAUGCAUUGAGGCAGGUAGUGUUCUCCUAGCAUCCGACAAACGUAGAUUUGUCAGUCGAACUGCCAGAUGGUGAAGCGUUGAUUCAUCACUCCAGAGAACGCGUUUCCACUGCUCCAGAGUCCAAUGGCGGCGAGCUUUACACCACUCCAGCCGACGCUUGGCUUUGCAAUCUUAGGCUUGUGUGCGGCUGCUCUGCCAUGGAAACCCAUAUCAUGAAGCUCCCAACGAACAGUUAUUGUGCUGAAGUUGCUUCCAGAGGCAGUUUGGAACUCAGUAGUGAGUGUUGCAACUGAGGACAGACUAUUUCUAUCAGCACUUCAGCACUUCGGCGGUCCCGUUCUGUGAGCUUGUGUGGCCUACCACUUCGCGGCUGAGCCAUUGUUUUUCCUACACUUUACACUUACAUUUUAGUCAUUUAGCAAACGCUCUUAUCCAGAGCAAUUUACAGUUUAAGUGAGUGCAUACAUUUUUCACACUGGCCCCCCGUGGGAAUCGAACCCACAACCCUGGCGUUGCAAGCGCCAUGCUCUACCAACUGAGCUACAGGAGGCACUUCACAAUAAUAGUGCUUAUAGGGGCUGCUCUAGCAGGGCAGAAAUUUGACGACACCGUUCUCUCCUUGCCUUGUGACUGAGAUGUUUACACAUCUGUCAGAACAUCCAAAUGUUAUUUUCUUUUAAAUUCAAAUUACACUCACAGUUUUAUAUAAUCAUGUGAAAUGUCUUCCCUGUCAGGGCGUUAUAUAAAAUAUUUCCUCCAAUCAAAUAAUCGUUUUCAGGCUGUCGUUGGCAGCAAGUGUCGUCAGUUGCCUAGCAACUCGGUCUGCGGUGCGGGCUAACUUGGUGAAACUGUCUGGUUGGUUUGAGGUAAAUCGGGGGGCAAUCUGAUUUUAAAAUAGGUUGUAUGUAGGAGGAUGAAUUCAAACGUUACAACAGCACAGUAUACUCUAGGACAGUUCUCCCAAUUAGGGUUUGGAUACCUAUUGUUAAAUAACAUACAGAUGCUAUGUUUGAGAUAUGCCAAGACAUGCAUCAAGACAGAAUAGAACAGAAUACUUGAUUGUCAGAGGAUGGACAUUUUACUUACUACUAGAAUAGUAUAUAGGUCAUUGUACACUUUUAUCCAUCAAGGUAUCAAAAGGAAGUUGGCAGUGUAACCGAUGUAGCCAUCGCUCGAACACACAUAUUUGCCUGAGAUAGAUCAAAUAGACGUGUCUCAGAGUAUACUGCUCAUUUGUCAAGCAAGAGAAACACAGAGGAUGACAGUGGAACUACAAGAAUGAUGUUCUCUCCUACAUGAAGAUGGUAAAACAGACCUUCAUAUUCAUCCUACAUGUAGAUGGUAAAACAGACCUUCAUAUUCAUCCUACAUGUAGAUGGUAAAACAGACCUUCAUAUUCAUCCUACAUGUAGAUGGUAAAACAGACCUUCAUAUUCAUCCUACAUGUAGAUGGUAAAACAGACCUUCAUAUUCAUCCUACAUGUAGAUGGUAAAACAGACCUUCAUAUUCAUCCUACAUGUAGAUGGUUAAAACAGACCUUCAUAUUCAUCUACAUGUAGAUGGUAAAACAGACCUUCAUAUUCAUCCUACAUGUAGAUGGUAAAACAGACCUUCAUAUUCAUCCUACAUGUAGAUGGUAAAACAGACCUUCAUAUUCAUCAUCUUAGUUUAAACUUCAGGCUAGAACUGUAGAAGUUAACCGAGCUUGCUACCUGUUACCAUCAUGUCCUAAGGCCAAUAACAGUGUCUACCUGUUACCAUCAUGUCAUAAUGCCAGUAACAGUGAAUCUAGCUGUGUGUGUGAACCACGGAAAUGCAGCCAUGUCUUCAUUUAAUGGUAUGUAUAAUUGCGGUAUGCAGUGGUUCAUAUCUGCAACUCAAAUGACACCCUAAUCCCUAUAUAGUGCACUAAUUUUGGGUCUAUAGGGCUCUGGUCAAAAGUAGUGCACUAUAUAGGGAAUAGGGUGCCAUUUGGGAUAUAACCAUAGAUCCACAUUUGAAAGUCACUUAGACACCCAUAGUGAUUCUUCUUCUUCUUUUGGCUGUCUUCGGCGUCGGAUGGGUAGGAGGAGGCGGAGGCGGAGGAGGCUGCGGAGGUAGCGGAGGAGGAUUCGGGAGGAGGAGGGAUGAGGGCGAAGGGGAGGCGGGAGAGCUCGGCUUGUGGUUCUCAUCCUCUUUGA
Molecule: messenger RNA, 12242 nt
Organism: Coregonus sp. 'balchen'
Lineage: Eukaryota; Metazoa; Chordata; Actinopteri; Salmoniformes; Salmonidae
Source: the annotation of a GenBank genome assembly